Molecule: messenger RNA, 7999 nt
Organism: Porites lobata
Lineage: Eukaryota; Metazoa; Cnidaria; Anthozoa; Scleractinia; Poritidae
Source: the annotation of a GenBank genome assembly
AUGGGACGUUUCUGUUGGCGAGCUAAAAAUGGUAGAAAUGCAAUUGAGCUUUGUGUACCUUCAAGGAUUUUCUCUGAAAAAGGUAAACAAAAACGACUAGGCGUUGUUAUGAAGGGAAAUAACUUUUCUAGAACAGGUGCAGGUUCUCUGAAAAUGGUCGGAACGGUUUGAUCCUAGACCGGGUCAAGUUUUACACUAGAGUUAAAUUCGCGCUUAAAUAUUUAAGAUAGGGCAUGCAAUUGAAGACGUUUUAAAUGCUAAUUCAACAUGAAAAUGUCAGUGUCAAUAAGAGCUGUUGUGUAAAAGAUCUAAAGCUGGUGGUAACAAAUAUGUUGCCUGAAAAUAGAAGACAAUUGUUGGCCAGGGAGAUGACGAGAGAUUCGCAACAAUGUUUGAAUAAAAGUUACGUCAACAAUUUUUGUUGCAAAGGCCAGGAUAUCUUAUUUCCAACAUUAAAAAACCUAAUUUUCUCGCGUUUAUCAGCACUGCAUCAGGUGAGACUCGGGUCUCGACUCGAGUACUUUUGUUCAUUUUUUCAUAGGAUUAUUGCUGAGCCGCCAUUUAUCCUCCUGUCAAAGCAAAAACAACAACAUAUCUGAAUAUUAGGUGAGUUAAGAGCGUUAGAGCCCAUUUUUUUCAAAUGAAUCAGACGACUGAAAACACGGUUUAAGUUUCUUCUAUCUGAGAACUCGAAGCAUGAUAUCUGGCGUUUAAUUGGCUCUUUGCUAGUUUCUCUUAGUUUCUCUAAAAGCUUAGCUUGCUAGCAGGCUCACUUGUGCGACGUGGGGGAAACUUUUUUGGCAGCGGGGCCGCAAUCGCGCGAGGAGAACUCGGGGAAAAGUGCUCGCUGGAUGACGGUCCCGCCUCCAAACAUUUUCCCGAGUUGGAAUAAGUGAGCCUGCUAUUAACUUUAAUGCUGUAUUGUUGGAAACGGGAAAUAUUAAAUGGAUAUAGCAAUUAGCUUGACGUUUGAUUGACAUAUAAUUCAAAUAUCUUACCGCAGCAUAUAUUAGACUUGAGUGUGGUGUUUUAGGUAUGAAUCGAAGUUCAUCUUCGGUCAUCUUCGGCGAACGAAGCCAAAAGAUUCUGGGUCAUUCAAGUUGAGUGAACACUGUUAGACUUAAAGAUGCUGUGAGAAUCGGAUAAGCUUUUUAAUUCUUUUGUAUAUUUUGUUUUACCAAGUCAUAUCACGUGAUUUUCUGAAGGGAUUCUUUUUACCUUUUUCAUGAAUUAUGGAUACAAAUUAAUACACCCGGGUGGAUGGACAGGAACAACAUUUGAAAGCCUGGGGUGCUUACCAUUUACAUAAACCAAUCGGGUGGAUAUCUAGUUCAUAAAAAUUAAAUUACAAAAUUUAACUGUUUAAUGUGAUGGGAACGACCCAUUAUAUUCCUAAACAGACUAAAGAGAGUAGAAAAAUCGCAUCACCUCAAAUCACAGCCCAUAUUUUAUGAAGCAGAAUGGUGCGAGCCAUUUUGAUUUUCCAUGUAAAUGGCAAGCAGCCCAGAAAACAUCAUGGGUAACAUCACAUGAUCUGAAACGACAAAACAAAUCAUUCAAGAUAAAAGAGUCUCUUCACUUUAAUUUUACCAGUGAUUAUCAUGAACUAAAAGCUUCAAAGUCAAUGUAACGCAUGAAAGAAGCAAAUUAAUUUGGUUGCUAAGAAAUAAGAGGCAAGCUGACUGUAUGUCACAUGGAACUAAUAUUAGAAAACCCUAUUAAGUUGCUGAAAUUGCAAAUAUAGAGUAAGCAAAGCGCGCCAUCUGUGAAUACUUUGUGUAUAGAGUUCAAACUCGGCUGCUUUGUAAAUUUAGGUUUAUUAUAAAAGAGACGGUCGUGUGAAGUGAAUCUUUGUGUUUAGUUGUAAGCUGCUAAAACCAACCCGACUUAUGUCGUCUGACUCUCAUUUAACUGAAGCACGAUAUUAAUUUUCCUUUCGAUUCCCUCUCUAAUUUCAGGUUGUAUAGAAACAGAUGAUAACAUCAAGAAAGCAAAAGCUUUUUCACUGCUUUUGCUUGAUUGUUUCUGUAGUAAUAAUUGUGCACCAAUACUUCAACUAUAAACAUCCGACCACUAGGUCUUACCAUAGCGAUGCUAGUACUUAUCGAAUGCCACGUGACGAUAAAAUUUUUCUCUCUGACUGGUGCCGUCUUCAAAGAUCGCGCGUGGACUGGGAAGGAUUAGUUUCGAGCUGCCGCCAUAAGAUGGCAUGGAAAGACAGAGAAAUGAACUUUACAAACCGAACUGAUGCAAAGAAAAGUUUUAUUUCCAGAUUGGAAAUAAAACCUCAAGGUUAAUAAUUAAUUAGUCCUGUGUUUAAUUUUUUAUUUUUCUCUCACUGGUAAAAGUUAGUCAAAUCGUGAUAUCGUAUCAUUUGUGAUAAUAGAGAGUUUUAGAUCCGAGUUUACCGCGAACCUCUAACCGCGGUUUGCCGUUACCCGUUUGCGGUUCAACGUUCAAACAUAAUUCGAUUUAGAUUGGUGGUGGAUUAAAGAAGUGGAUUCUGCUUUAUUUUUCCACUUAGAAAUAGAAGAAAAAUCAGUCAGUGAAAAUAAAAGAAAUUUACGGUAACACUGGGUUAUCUAGCAGAAAAGAGCUGUAAAUUCUUACAUUAGUUCUUCUUGCAAUUUUACGGUCGCCAUCCUGAACCAGCAACCAUGAUUGGCACUUGUUUUCAAGAUCCAAUAGGAUUUAUCAAAUUUAGCAUUUCGCCCGUACUUUGUGCCUUUGUUAAUGGAUAAAGACUUGCUCCACAAGAUUUUUGUAUCAUUACGUGGGAUAAAACAAGAUUUAUACGCUAAAAUCUUUCAGGUAAAUGACAUACGUGAAAACCUAUCCCCCCACGUUGAAAACGCACGUCGUAAACCUCAAACGUGACGCGAAAGACUUGUCACGUGACCUCCAGCGGUUAGAGGUUUGCGGUGAACUCGGAUCUAAAACUCUCUAAUAUUAGCUACAUGAGCCAUACAUACCAGACAGAUUUUGUUACAACGUGGUAUAACUGACGUAAGUUUUUCACUGCAUUGUAUUCCUGCAGAGGAUUUACAAUUUUAGUAAAAUCCAACUAGUGCUCUAUUAUCAAUGCUGCGUUCUGAUUGGUUGAGCUACUACCAGGUUAUAGGUUAUAGCCCACUAGUAGCCGAAAGCGCCGGCUUUGAAAACCAAAACAAUGGCGGCUGAAUCGCGUUUUGCUAGCUAAAGCUGUUUUGUCUCCAUAUUUUUGACCAACUAGUUGGAUUUUACUAAAACAAUUAUUCCUCUCGUCCUCAUGGCCUCUGAGUCAAUAGGCCUUUCGGCCUUCGACCUCAUGGGCUAUUGACUCAGAGCCCAUUUGAGCUCGAGGAAUAAUUGUUAAUUAUUCUAUGUGGGAAUCUAUGUGGUUAUGGACAUUAUAAUUAGCUUUUUACAUUAAAUUAGCUACAUAAGACGCACUCAACUUUCGACCAAGAAACCCAACCAUCUGACUCCCUAUUCUGGGAGCUUCUCGGCUUAUUUCUAGACCAAAACUUCUAGUGAGAAACCUCAUUCUGGCCAACCAGUUUUAAUGGCAGUGAUUGGAACUCAUCAUCAUCAUCAUCAUCAUCAUCAUCAUCAUCAUUAUCAUUGUUAUCAUCAUUAUCAUUAUCGUUCUCGUUAUCAUCAUUUAUAUCAUUACUAUUCUAUUAAUAUUUAUUAUUUUUUCGUUCACGUCAGGGGAAUUCAACCGUUUCUUUAUCCAGUCUGUGACCAGCGAUGGAAACCUCAAGAGAACUGGAGGCGAUUCAUGGAGGGUGUACAUUAGACAAGGUCCAGCAUCCCUUGCGCCUAUGGUAACAGACAAUGAUGAUGGAACAUAUGAGGUCAUGUUCCUUGCGCUGGAGCCUGGGAACUACUCAGCCCAGGUAUUCCUUGACUACACUCUCUGUGAUGGUUUCAGAGACCCACCGGAGGAUUGGUUUAUCAAAGGUAACUUAGUGGUGAAUCGGGCAAAAAUUAGGCAAAAAUUGAUUGAUGCUAGGUACAUUUUAGCUGCAUGUCCUUGGACCCUUGAAGAUGCACAAAACGCUGCUCAGACGAAUUACAAAAGACUGCUUGAUGAGUUUGCCCUAGCUGUUAGCGAGGAAUUGAAGGUAUGACGAUUUAAAAGGCGUCAAGGUCGAAAAUGGACUACUAAUCAGUUGUAAGUCUUCCUGUUAUGACGUCGAAAUUACGUUUUGCCGCAGUUUUUCAAAUGCUGAAUGGCGCUAUCUACUGCACCAAUCACCAUCCAGCGGACAAGUAUUAGGGAAAAAAUUGCGCUAUCCAGAGGAUACAGUUUUAACCACCCGAUAGCUUUGUCCUUUUUGUAACAAUCGCUAUUCUGCUCGUUUUGUAGCAAUGUUGCAAGACAAGUUGCACGUUUUUUGCUGCCCGUUUUUCCGUGCCUUUACAUCGGACAACUAUUUCGAGGUCCUAUUUGGUCCUAUUUUUGUACUCAGUGCAAAAAUAGAAACAAAAUUGUUCCAAUUCAGUUAUUAUCAAAUAAUACCAAGAAAGUAACUCGGUUAUUAUAAUAAAUUAACUUUGUUGUUAUUCUGUAGGUAAUAUUCAUGGCUAUGAGCAAGAGCAUGGUAUUCUUGGAGAUAUCAGUAUCGAUUACAUUAACUCACCAUUGCAAAGUGGAAAGUCUAUAAAUAUUUAUAUCAAGGAAUCAGAUAAAACAAAGGGUAAGAAUAAAUUUUGCUUGUUUGUUUGUUCGUUUGCCGUUAUUGUUGUUGUUUUUUGUGUUUCCUUUUUUUUUUUGCCAAAGAAUCGGACAGGAGAAAUCAAUAGCCUGAAAUUAGGCAUGUCAGUAACUGAGUCACUAGAUUUAACUUUUAGCUCUGCAAUAAAGUUUUUAUCGUGGAAUUCAAUAGUAGGCUCUGAUCAGCUAAGGCGUGGACCAUUGUAAAGUUGUGCUGGGGGGGGGGGGGGGGGGAAUUUUGGGGCUCCAUGAAUAUUUUAAGGACUUUUUUGGUACUUUCUGUAACGGCGUUAAGCCUACCAGACCUCAAUCAAGCUUCCUGUCAUCUUUGCACUCUCUUAAGGACUGAUAGGAUAAAAGCGUACUGGUUUUUCAAAGGGGGCAAACACGUGAUAAAGUUUACCAAUGCAAGAAAUUGCUGUCGAGAUUGUUUAUUCAUGACAACAUAAAUAUAUUGAAGAACUUUUAUCUUAAAGACGAUCAUAAUGGCAAGUUAUGGUUAGAAGUCAUCAUUGAUAAUUUUUUGGACACAGCAGCGACCGUAGAUGUCCCCACAGAAGGUGACUGACGAGAAACUUAUCGAAACUUGAACCAUGGAUAAUAGAAAGACUGACCAGUCUUUCUAUUAUCCAUGCUCGAACUGUAUAUUUUUCAAGACUGAAAAAUCGAAGUCUCGUUUUUAAAGAAUUAAAAAAUUCUACCGCGAUCACUCUUAUUGGCAAGUGUUAUCAUUUUUUUGCCUCUGAAAUACCACGUGACAUUACUUUUAUCACAUCAAUACUAAAGCGCGUGCAAAGAUGGUGGAUAUCAUGAAUACGGUCUCUUAAUCAAUAGAGUAGUUUGUAAAAGGUUGACGCUGCUGAAAUGUCGAUCGUCAUGACAACUUUACGGUCAAUGAAUUUUCUUCAUGGAUAGACGCUGGUUUGAGAUAAUUCUUUCAAAUGUGGAUUAACUAAGUGAUAUGAAAAUAAGCAAAGCUUGAAAAGAAAGGGGUUGGCGUCCUGCCAUCCAUUACCGAAAGUGUUCCCAAAAAUGAAAAGAACCGAACAGAAGAGAAUCAUUUUUAAGUGUUUUAAAUUUAUUGUGAAAGCUUCUGCUCCUACUGCGUUUGUUUGGAUAGCUGUCAUCGUUCAUGUUUGCCAACUCAACAGGCUUCUACAGGUACAAUCAACGGUUAAGAAAAGGAUCUGGUGACACAACUUUAUCAGAAUUAUCGUGCAACGUCGAUUGUUCUUUGCUGUGGGAUGGCUUUGGACGAUGGAUCAAAAGGAAAUGGAAUCUAUACAUCCCUGAAGGUCACUAACUUUCAUUUACAAUCUCUGCUAGAUAGAUGCAAACUAAAAAUAAAAUGACGUGCUCUUCAUACAAUGCAACUCUUCCACACAUUGUUUCCUCAGCAGGCUAUUUUUUUUUAAACGAGUUCUCAACUCCCAUGUGUUCAGUACCCUUCCGACGAUGAGUAUGAAUUUUAAGCUAAUGGGAAAAUUGGCAAAUCUGCAUUGACACCCAUGAACACUUGUAAUUUUUUAAUUUUUGUACUGGAUUAUAGUAACUGUAUGUAUCACUGAAGAUAACGUGUUUUCUUCUUCAGAGGAUCUGACCAAGAGGUACCACUACCAGACCAUGAGCAAGAAACUCCAGACGUUCUGUGUUUAUGGAGAUUCCAUGGGUGUUCACUAUCAUAAACUUGCCAAGUCGAGUCCACUUUGCAAAGAGAUGUUUCUUGAAUGUAAUAAUAAAUACAUGUGGAUUUACGAUGUGAGUUUCAAAACAUACAGUAGACAAGUGUUAUACCUUUGAGGCAGUUAACGCAAAUGCAAUUAUUAUAAAGGCAACUUUCAGAGACCGAAUCAUAUUCCUGGGCUGUGUUUACAUCCAUAACCAGUCUGUCCAAAACCUGUCUGGCAAGAAGGCUUGACGUGUCUUGGGGAGGUCGCGGGUUCUUUUUCUGGACCAGACAAAUACCCAGGGUCUUAAACGAAAUAUAUGUAGAAUGAAGGUAUUGCCUCCCUUAGCUCCCUCUCCUACCGUUUUCUAGUUCGAUCUCGGCUCAACUUUCGCGGCGCGGCUGUAUCUCUUAUUUUUAAUAUGGGACCACAAAAGAAAAAACACCAAAAAAAAAAAAAAAAACGCCAACUACCCAGGCUAAUUGACGGACAAAAUUAAGUGCGUGUACCCGUUAUCCCUCUCAAUACUGAGGGAUUAAAUCUCUGAAGUCUUUGUUAGAUAUUAAAUUAUAUUUUGAUAUUAUAUUUCGCCUAAUUUAAGGCUGAGUGGAGAGGAGACGAUGGUAAGGAUUUCAACCAAACUAUUAUCCUUGAAGAGAUCAAGCAAAUCCUUACAAGACCUGAGAUGACUGGAAAUCAUAGCGUGUUCUUCUUCAACGUUGGUAUUCAUUAUUCACUGGUGCUUAACUUCACGACCUAUCGUAGGUUGAUACAAUCCCUGAUUACUUUGCUAAAGCGGGAUAGCCUGGGCAGUGAAGCGUCACAGAUCUGGAGGAGUAGUACAGCAAUUGAGAGAGAACAUUUAAAGAAGCUGUAUGCAGGCGACAACUUAACUAAAUGGAGAUUUCACACAAGCCCGGUAGUUUCCAUUUUUUCAUUCACCAAGUGCUUUAAAAAAGUAGGAUGGUAGUUUAACUUUCCUCCCAAUAUCGGUCAUUUUCGCUCCUCUUGUACUGAAAAGGAAGGAGAUAAAAAAUUGCAUUAAAAUAUUCAUAUUGUCUUCAUACUUGCUUAACUUUGAGGAUAGUAAACUGAACGUGCGUGCAGCUAAAAGUUGAUCGGUUCGUAACUCCCUCUUCAGGUUUCAGAUAACUGUUCUUUUAUUUAUAUAUUUAUUUUGUAGAGAGUAGUUAAAGGGGUUUUCACUCAAUUAUUUCAAAACCAACAUCAAAAGAUCACUCUGGCCAGUCGCAAGGAGUAAACAAAAGGUUGAAACAAAAAAACAAACGUAUAGAAACCUCAAGAUAUCUUUCGAUACGUCAUUUUAUUAGCGGAAUCAGGUUAAGCGUUUUUCCUGUAUUGUGAUGUCGAAACUAACGCUGUUUACAAGUGCAGUGCUCCAUUUACCGGUAUAUAUUUUUCUUUCUUGUUCUUGCAGAGAGUGCAGCUGUUUAAUAAAUUUGCCACUUGGGCAAUGUGCAUGGCUGGAAUUCCUGUUCUUGAUAUGUAUCCGCUGACCGCUACCUGGCCGCAAGGCACCCGGGAUCAUAUCCAUUAUAGUGAUGACGUAAUUGAGCCUGCAGUCCUUGCCUUAGAAAGUUUUCUUUCUAAACGUUUUCAACAGUUAUGA